GCACCUAACCUAGCCCCCCUCCUCUCCCUCUCCCUCCCCAAUAUAACCCUCAGACCCAUUGAUUGGACACCCCAACUGGAUAGCUCCUUCUUCCUUCUAGUUCAUGCACCUCUCUCUCUCUCUCUCUCUCUCUCUCUCAUAUAUAAACACCCAAACCUUCCCUUUUCCUCAUAUUCUCUCUUACUCAAAGCCUCAAAGCCUCUAAAACUCUCAGUCGCUAACAAUGGAUGCAAAUAUUGCCAUGAAUAUGUGCUCUUCUUCUACUUCUACCUCCGACUCUUCUUCCUCGGAGUCCUCGCAGCCCAGAAAUCCCAACAAGGCCUACAGAAUCAAGGGCCCGUGGAGCGCCGAGGAGGACCGGGUUCUCACCCGCCUCGUCGAGCGCUACGGCCCCAGAAAUUGGUCUUUGAUUAGCCGCUACAUUAAGGGUCGCUCGGGCAAGUCCUGCAGGCUUAGGUGGUGCAACCAGCUCAGCCCCAGUGUCCAGCACCGUCCCUUUUCCCAAGCCGAAGACGAAACCAUCCUCGCCGCGCACGCCCGCUACGGCAACCGGUGGGCCACCAUUGCCCGGUUGCUCCCGGGCCGGACCGACAAUGCGGUCAAGAACCACUGGAACUCGACCCUGAAGAGAAGGGUAAGAGAACCACAAGACCACCAAGAACUGGAUCAUCAGGGCGAGGGUAAUAUUGGCAAUGCAGCGAUUGAGGUGAUGAUGAUGGGUAAUACUACUACUAGUAGUGCUUCAGCUGCCUCCGGGCGUAAUGGGUCCAUGGAUCUGGAUGACCCGUUGACCGAGUUGACUCUGGCCACGCCGGGGAUCGGUGGCUCUGUGGUGUCGUCGUCGGAACAACACCACCAUCACCGGAGCAGCAGCGAGAGUUUUCCUCCGGCGGGGUUUUGGGAUGUGAUGAGGGGUGUGAUUGCCAGGGAAGUUAGGGAUUACGUCAGCUCGUCAUUUUCAGAAACUUCUGGGCUUCAUUGAUGAUACUCUUCUUCUUUAUAUAUAUUGGUCAUUGUCUCUUCCUGGGUUGAAUUAGUUUUCUUUUUUUUUGUUAAUAUGUACGUGGUGGGUUUAAUUCAAAAUGGGUUCAAAUCAAAUGAACUCUACUAGCUUCUUCAAUUAUGAAACUGGUAUGAAUUUACAGGUUGUAAGCUAGCAACGCAUGAAUAUAUAUUAUGGAAUUCGAUGAGAUUCGAAAAGACAAAAGGGGGAGGAUGUUAAGUGUUUAAUUAAUUACUUUUAAAGUACCUGCUUUCCGAACUUUGCAAAAUAUAUAUAAGGAGGUUUUACA
Rosa chinensis is the source of this 1292-nucleotide messenger RNA. RefSeq names its product transcription factor MYB44. The record is from RefSeq and is a predicted model, not a curated record. Lineage: Eukaryota; Viridiplantae; Streptophyta; Magnoliopsida; Rosales; Rosaceae. The transcript has a single exon. The coding region runs from base 224 to 982 and encodes 252 amino acids. Gene Ontology annotation, cellular component: nucleus. Gene Ontology annotation, biological process: regulation of DNA-templated transcription. Gene Ontology annotation, molecular function: RNA polymerase II cis-regulatory region sequence-specific DNA binding; DNA-binding transcription factor activity, RNA polymerase II-specific.